Molecule: messenger RNA, 2499 nt
Organism: Hippocampus comes (tiger tail seahorse)
Lineage: Eukaryota; Metazoa; Chordata; Actinopteri; Syngnathiformes; Syngnathidae
Gene: rabgef1l
Product: RAB guanine nucleotide exchange factor (GEF) 1, like
Exons: 9
Coding region: 189-1730 (513 amino acids)
Biological process (GO): vesicle-mediated transport
Cellular component (GO): cytosol; endocytic vesicle
Molecular function (GO): zinc ion binding; small GTPase binding; DNA binding
Source: RefSeq, a predicted model, not a curated record
ACCACACGUCAUCUUUUUUAUGACACCGAUACUCGUUGUUCAUGGGUGGCUUUGUAAAUAGCUUCAGUAGCUAGCCUGCCACACAUUCUAGCCAAAAUACGUGAUCGUACUCGGCGCGAAGAAAACAUUUUACGGUUUGGAUGUAAACUUCUCCACAACAGCAAUGAAUGACUGACCUACUUUGAAGGAUGAUGGCCCAGCGGUCUGAACGUCGUCGGAUCCAUCUGGACCAGUCCGAUCUGCUUUGUACCAAAGGAUGUGGUUUUUAUGGCAACACAGCUUGGCAGGGCCUGUGUUCCAAGUGCUGGCGAGAGGAAAACCAGCGAGACAAGCAAAAACAGAUCCAGGACGACUGGGCUCUAGCUGAGAGGCUGCAAAGAGAAGAAGAGGAAGCCUAUGCAAGCAGACAUCAGAAGGCCCAGUCCCAGGCCGCUGUCACACCUUUCAACAAAUUUGAGGAACGCAAGACAAAGGAAAAGUCGAGCAAAGUCAACACUGUCACCAAGUUUUUCACUCCCUCCAGCAAAACGCCACCAAAGAAAGAUGCCACCGCUCCUUUGGAUUCUCAGUCCAGCCCGAGCUCCUGCUCCACAGCGAACCGGCCGUCCUCGGCGGACACUGACCUAGCAACAAGGGAGUUCAUUGAUUUCCUCAAGCCUCUGAAAUAUGGCCGGCAAAUCUUCAGACAGUGUCGCGCUUUCACUGAGAGCAUGGCCUACAAGCGGGACAUGGGUGUUGAGGACAUGUCCGAAUGCGUCCAGGACUUCUACCAGAGUCUGUCAGAGCGCCUUCACACUCAAUUUAAAGGCUCCUCCGAGUAUGUCGAGGGCAUCAUGGACGAAGUGGAGAGGUACAUGACCACGCGUCUGUACAAGGAGGUUUUCUGUCCUGAAACGUCAGAUGAUGAGAAGAAAGACCUGGCUGUUCAGAAGAGGAUCAGAGCCUUGCACUGGGUCACCACUGAGAUGCUGGGCGUUCCCGUCGAUGAGGAGAUCCCCGAGGCUUCCGACAGUGUGGUGAAAGCCAUCACAGAUGUGAUUGAACUCGAUUCCAAGCGGGUACCCAAGGACAAGCUGGCGUGCAUCACACGCUGCAGCAAGCACAUCUUCAACGCCAUCCGCAUCAGCAAGAAGGAGGCGGCGUCGGCGGACGACUUCCUGCCCACGCUCAUCUACAUCGUGCUCAAGGCCAACCCCCCGCGGCUUCAGUCCAACAUCCAGUACAUCACUCGCUUCUGCAACCCCAGCAGGCUCAUGACCGGAGAGGAUGGCUACUACUUCACGAAUCUGUGCUGCGCCUUGGCAUUCAUCGAGAAACUGGACGGCAAGUCGCUCAACAUGACCUCUGAGGAGUUUGACCGUUACAUGUCGGGGGUCCAGGUGUCCCCCAACUGGCCACCGGUGGACGGCGCCGCGCUCACCCAGGUGCACGAGCGUCUGGACCUACUGUCGGGCCUCGGCGAGCGGCAGGAGCUCGUCAUGGAGCGAGCGCGGCAGCUGGAGAGCGACCUCAUCGACUGGACGGACGAAGUGGAGCAGAAUGUGCAGAGCAUCCUGGAGACGUUCGAGGCGCGUAAUCCUCCCGUCGUGACCUCCUCCGGCAGCGCGGCGACAGGCGCGGCAACAGGCACGGCGACAGGCGCGGCAGCGGUCUCCUCGGCUAUUGACUCUGACAACGUUGAGAACGAGCACCUGCCACCGCCGCUGACGCCGCAAGUGUUUGCCGGUUGAUGCUGGUGGAACUUCGAUACUCAUGUAUCCAUCCAAAUUAGAAGGCCCGAAGCUCCUUCUGGUGCGCGUUAAGAAUAACCCAUUAUGACUGGGUCGCACCUGUUAUGAUUCACUCUGUGACCGAGACAAAGUGUGUCAUGUCCGACAUUGGAGGUGUGAAUAUGACUCGAACCACGCCCUUAACUGUCUGCCAAUCAAUCACAGGGCAAGUCUGGCCGCUACAUUACUAAGAAUGCAGGUAAGGAUGGACACUAUUCUCAAAGUUAGGAAUUUUAGCCUUUUGGGUGAAAUUUCAGGAUGAACCUCAAAUUAAAUAAUUACUUUUACAGCCGAACUUAAUUUAGCUUUGGUCUGAACUUUUGAAUGCACAUGUCCGACUUUUAAUGUUGUGAUGAACUGCAAAAUACACGUGAGAGGUUUGGUUCGUGAAUGGACUUCGUUUGAUUUGAAUUUAAACAUCGUCAUCUUCAUCAUGCGGUUCAAAUUUGUGAGACCAAGAUGACGCCUAAUAAUUGAUCAACAGCACCUUACUAUUGCAAGGCUUCACACAAGAUAUUCUCAGAUAGACCCGUCCAAUCAGCUUAGGGUGUCAGUGUCAGUAGGGUCCGAGAGACUGGAAGAGUCACAGAAAGUCUUAAAUGUAAGUGAAUCUCUGUUUCGCUCAUGUUAAGAGAAUAACAAUUUGUGCCAAAAAGUAUUGAACAAGCUAAUUACGGUUCACAAAAACUCACAAACUAAUAUUGAAAAAAUUUUUGUUAAUGUAAUAAAA